UUGGAACACAACUAGGUGUCUGCCCAACAAAUUCCAAUGGUUUGGUUGUAUGCGGGUCUAAUUCGAAGGAGUUAAUAAAUUUCAAAAUGGCAUCAGGGUUACCUAAAAGAAUAAUAAAGGAAACACAACGGUUGAUGGCAGAACCUGUUCCUGGCAUCUCUGCUAAACCUGAUGAAAGCAAUGCCCGCUAUUUCCACGUAGUAGUUGCUGGUCCAGAAAGUUCACCUUUUGAGGGAGGUGUGUUCAAACUUGAGCUCUUCCUGCCAGAGGAGUACCCGAUGAGUGCACCCAAAGUUCGCUUCAUGACCAAGAUAUACCAUCCAAAUAUUGACAAAUUAGGAAGAAUUUGUCUAGACAUUCUUAAAGAUAAAUGGAGUCCUGCUCUUCAAAUUCGUACUGUGCUGUUAUCAAUCCAAGCCUUGCUGUCCGCUCCCAACCCUGACGACCCCCUAGCAAAUGAUGUUGCUGAGUUAUGGAAGGUAAACGAACCUGAAGCCAUCAGGAUUGCCCGAGAGUGGACUCGGACUUACGCCAUGGGGAACUAGCCCCUGAAGUUCAUAGCAAGAAAUUCCUUAGUUUAGUAGACUGGUCUGACGAGAGUGCGAAGGCGGUGCACACUUUCACGCAUUACUGUGUUUAGUUUUAGAGCAUCAUAAACUGGCUGUACUGAAGCCAUUGAAGACACGCUAUAGUAAGUAGUGUGGAAGUAUCAGGCCACAUGCUAAACCCGCUUCUAGGUUUUUCUCAAGUUUUUUAUCCGAAACUACAAACAAUUGGUAAAUACCUAAUAAAAUCCAAAAAUGGAUGUUACUGUUAUUUUCUAGCAUCGAAUUUAUUGCUUGUGGCUCGUUCAUAAUUUAAAUCUAAAGAAGUUUGUAUAGUACAGAAGGUUCUUAUAAGAAAUUGCAUCUCACUUCAGUUCUGGGGCAAGUUUAUCAGUUAAUCUAGAAGCAGUGGGUAUGGUAUGAUAAAUGAUCAUCACUAAAAUUUUUGUAUCAGCUAACGUGAAAAUGAUCUAAUUUCCAUCGAAAAAUUAAAUCAUCCUUUCUUGAAUGACCACUAUCCAGCCGUUCUUCGUUGUACGCAAAUGGUUAUUCCGCAUAUCUUAAUCAUUUCCAUCCAGUCAUCCAGUUAGGGUGAAAUACGCUCGUGAAUUUCUAAAAUUUCCAAAAUAGAUUUCUCAUUUACAUUUCUGUAUUUCCAGGCGAUCUAAAAAUAUUUCUCUAGAUAUUUGAUAGAAGAGACUUCAGGCCAAAGACGUGAAUUUGUGAUUGUAGUGGACAGUUAACAAUAGGGUCAAGUCAGACACAUUUAUUUCUAACCUUUCCGAGUGGGACUAUAAUUCCAAUUCUUCGAGAACGUGUAUGAAAGAAUGUCCUUUUCUCUGGAUGAUAAUCGUGGUGGCCAGAGUAAACAAUGUAUCGCAUACACAUGUCCUCAUCCCUCGCCUUGACAACGCUUCAUUCGGCAUCACUGUGAGCGCUGUUGUCUGCUCUCGCGUAAUACUUUUUAGGCUUUGAUCAACAAUGAUUAUGUUUCCUG
Hyalella azteca is the source of this 1542-nucleotide messenger RNA. RefSeq names its product ubiquitin-conjugating enzyme E2 N. The record is from RefSeq and is a predicted model, not a curated record. The coding region runs from base 87 to 545 and encodes 152 amino acids. The transcript is spliced from 5 exons. NCBI's taxonomy places the organism in Eukaryota, Metazoa, Arthropoda, Malacostraca, Amphipoda, Hyalellidae.